AUAUUGUACCAUCCUGCUUGCAUAGGCAAUUUUUUAAAGUUGCGAAAGGUAACCCUGUUAAAAAGAAAAAACAGAUUGUUAUGUCACUGUCAAAUUAUAGAAUUGUUUUUCUUUCAGAUUGACAUUUUGUAAUCGUGCACAGCGAAAAUCAAAAUGGUUAACGUACCAAAACAGCGCAGGACUUACUGCAAAAAAUGCAAGUGCCACAAGACCCACAAAGUGUCUCAAUACAAAAAGUCCAAGGAAAGGCAUGCCGCCCAGGGUAGGAGACGUUACGACCGUAAACAGCAGGGUUAUGGUGGUCAAUCAAAACCCAUCUUCAAAAAGAAGGCAAAAACCACAAAGAAAAUUGUGCUUCGUCUCGAGUGUGCUGACUGCAAAGUGAGGUCCCAGGUUGCCCUGAAGCGCUGCAAACACUUUGAGUUGGGAGGAGAUAAGAAGAGAAAGGGACAGAUGAUCCAGUUCUAGGCUGGUUAAUAAAUAAGUCAAACUAUUAA
This is a messenger RNA of Plodia interpunctella (Indianmeal moth), 497 nucleotides long. RefSeq names its product Ribosomal protein L36A (gene RpL36A). Gene Ontology annotation, cellular component: cytosolic large ribosomal subunit; ribosome. Gene Ontology annotation, biological process: translation. Lineage: Eukaryota; Metazoa; Arthropoda; Insecta; Lepidoptera; Pyralidae. The transcript has 3 exons. Gene Ontology annotation, molecular function: structural constituent of ribosome. The record is from RefSeq and is a predicted model, not a curated record. The coding region runs from base 154 to 468 and encodes 104 amino acids.